Molecule: messenger RNA, 2560 nt
Organism: Symphalangus syndactylus (siamang)
Lineage: Eukaryota; Metazoa; Chordata; Mammalia; Primates; Hylobatidae
Biological process (GO): virion assembly
Molecular function (GO): zinc ion binding; nucleic acid binding
Source: RefSeq, a predicted model, not a curated record
GGUAACUAGAGCACCCUAAUGGCGCUGGUUCCGGGUUCUUCUUCCUCAAUGCAAGCCCGCCAAAGGAAAAACCAAUCAGAGAGAGGUGUUUUUCCCACCUCGCUCUAAGCCCCACCCCAACCAAUCACAAACAUCCACGCAGCCCUCCCGGGCAUAAAAGAAGCAAACCCCCCACCGCGCUCUCUCUCUCUCUCUCUCCUGCCCAGCCCAGCCUGCUGCCUCCAAUAAAGAUCUCUUGGCCGAGCCGGUGUGCCGUGGUCUUAAGUCUGAGCGUCACUCUUUCAUUGGUGCCGUGACUCGGAUUGGGACUCCCCGCCUCCGGUGGGACCCCAGUCCCCCUCAGACUCAGACCAGGCCCCGGCCGGCCUUCGCCCAAUUUCCCAUCCGCUGAACAGCGCAUCCACCACCGGCUCCUGUUUGGUAAGUCCCCUUCUGUCGUCUGCCACCUAGUCCUAUACUGUGGCGACAGACUCCUGCUUCCCUUCCUCAACCCGUAGGGAACUGAGUUUUCUCCCUCUCCCCCUCGCUCCUCCGGCCUGAGCCUCCGCGCCAUACUGUUGGCGACAAAAAUCUUGGUACCAAGUGGCUCACGGUCCCUCGGCCAUGCUGUUGGCCCUUCAGUCCCUUCACCUUGGUGACGACCAACCGAAGGCCCUGAACCUGAUUACAGUGUUCGGCUAACUAGGGGACGCCCUCUUAGCCCUCACUGCCUCUCCGUCCAUGGGAGGCUCCACAUCCCUGCCGGCCGACUCCCUGCUAAAAUGCCUUCUAGACAAUCUGGCUACCCUAGGCCUUGCCACUGACCUCAAACCUAAACGCUUAAUCAAAUUCUGCACGCAAGAUUGGCCGACCUACCCCUUAGACAACCAAAAUGAAUGGCCCCUUAUGGGACCCUAGACCCUGAAAUUCCCCAGGGCCCUUACAAUGAUUGUGCGCACGGGAGAUUGGGCAGAGAUCCCCCAUGUUCCUAACUUCUCCUAUUAGACGAUAAGCCUCACCUCUUUCUGUCCCUGUUAACCCUAACCACAACAUGCGUCAUGGCUGGCCUCCACUCCAAAAGCCUUUCCCAACCCUCUCCCCUUCCUACUUCCGAUUUGAACCCUGCUGAUGAACCGCCGCCAUAUCACCAUCCCCAACCUCGCCCCUCCGCCACCGAGCCACCGCCAACAACCCCAGCCCUACCCAUCGGAGCGCAGGCAGUCCCCAACCACAAUCCUGGCUGCAAUUAUAACUCCCAAGACGGUGUCACAGCCCGAGACCACUUUGCCACCUGUUUAAUAACAGGUCUCCGGAAGGCAGCUCAAAAGGCAGUCAAUUUUGAUAAACUCCACAAAAUCAUCCAAGAAAAACAUGAAAACCCGUCUGCCUUUCUCGCCCGCCUUACACAGGCACUCCAACAAUACACCAACAUGGACCCUAAAGCCCCCGACAGCAGACAACUUCUCAUGUUCCAUUUCUUCGCACAAAGCUUCCCAGACAUUCGGGCCAAACUAAAGAAGCUAGACAGAGGUCCCUUUACCCCGCAGACCGAGAUCCUCGCCACCGCAUUCAAAGUCUAUCACAACCGUGACGAGCAGGCAAGGAGGCAGAAGUGCCAGAUGUUGGCUCAGGCCUUCAAGGCCUCAACCCAGCCUAUCAGACGCCAUGCCUCUAUGUCCACCACUCACCAACAACCCCCCGGACCCUGCUUUAAAUGUGGGAACAAAGGUCAUUGGGCUCAUGAGUGUCCUAAUCCCAGGCCACCCAAAAGACCGUGCCCCAAGUGCCAACAAUCCAGCCACUGGGUGACCGACUGCCCCAGCUCCCUCGGGGGAGCUGGGCCAGACCCCAUCCUAAAGCUGAUCUCAUUAAGUUGGCAGCCUAAGACUGACGGGGCCCUAGGACCUCUUCCCGAUACACACCAUCACCACGCAGGAGCCCAGGACUUUUAACCAGCUUCUCAUCAGGCACUACCAACUCCUAGCAACCGAAGAAGAUGACCAGGACUCACCUGCCCAUGGCCUCCAUCUCCAGGACCUGUAAUUUCUUAGAUUUCCUCCAGGCCCUCCAAGAAGAUACGUGGCUCAUAGCAGAUCCUUCCCUGCCAUACGGAUGGCUUGCGUCCAUAGAUGACCUCUACUUACAAGGGACAUCUUUAGACUUCACACCCCAGGAAGUGUUCACCUUCAGCGCCGUCUUCCUUGGCCUCCUGCUAUUGCUCGGCCCCUACAGUCCUCCAAUAUCCCUUCCCACGACGCCCCGUUCAGCAGGAAGUAGCCAGACGAACAGCGACGCCCACCUCCCCACUUCUUAAAAAACAAAAAAGGGAGGAAUGUUAGGUAACUAGAGCACCCUAAUGGUGCUGGUUCCGGGUUCUUCUUCCUCAAUGCAAGCUCGCCAAAGGAAAAACCAAUCAGAGAGAGGUGUUUUUCCUGCCUCGCUCUAAGCCCCACCCCAACCAAUCACAAACAUCCACGCAGCCCUCCUGGGCAUAAAAGAAGCAAACCCCCCACCGCUCUCUCUCUCUCUCUGUCUCCUGCCCAGCCCGGCCUGCUGCCUCCAAUAAAGAUCUCUUGGCUGA